Molecule: messenger RNA, 2479 nt
Organism: Cornus florida
Lineage: Eukaryota; Viridiplantae; Streptophyta; Magnoliopsida; Cornales; Cornaceae
Product: tRNase Z TRZ1-like
Exons: 9
Coding region: 82-1008 (308 amino acids)
Source: RefSeq, a predicted model, not a curated record
AGUAAGACGCCUAUUUCUAAGUUUCAAUUUUCACAGACCUAAAAAUUCUCUGGUUUUGGCACUUGUGGUGGUGGUUCAGACAUGGAAUCGAAGACGAAGAAGAGUUCCGAUUCAGCAGAGAAACGCGAUGAUUUGAAUUCAAAAUCAACGGAGGAGGAGGAGAAGAAGAAGCAGCAAAAGGGGAUGAAGAUUGAAGGGUACCAAAUAGAGGGUUUGUCGAUUGCUGGGCAUGAAACGUGCGUAAUCCUCCCAACGCUCAAUUUAGCAUUCGACAUCGGCAAAUGCCCCCAACGCGCCAUUUCCCAGCAGUUCCUCUUCAUCUCUCACGGUCACAUGGAUCACAUUGGAGGAUUGCCCAUGUAUGUUGCAACUCGUGGCUUGUAUAGAAUGACGCCCCCUACUAUUUUUGUACCAACAGCUAUAAAAGAAAGUGUAGAAAAACUCUUUGAGGUGCACAGGGCAAUGGACCAAUCAGAGCUGAAGCAUCAGCUAAUUGGCUUGAAUGUGGGAGAAGAAUUUUAUUUAAGAAAGGACCUUAAAGUAAGAGCAUUUAGGACCUAUCAUGUCAUACCAAGCCAGGGUUAUAUAAUUUACUCCAUCAGACAUAAACUUAAGCAGGAGUAUAUUGGUCUUCCAGGGAAUGAGAUUAAGAGCUUGAAGUCAUCAGGUGUGGAGAUUACAUACCCUAUUACCUCGCCUGAAAUUGCUUUUACGGGAGACACCAUGUCCGACUUCAUCACUGAUGAUUCUAAUACUGAUGUUUUGAAAGCAAAGAUUCUUAUUAUGGAGAGCACCUAUGUUAACAACAUGAUGACAGUGGAGGAUGCAAGAGAAUAUGGACACACACAUUUGUCUGAGAUUGUCAGUUAUGCAGAUAGAUUCAAGAAUAAAGCAAUUCUUCUGAUCCACUUUUCAGCUAGGUAUCAAGCGGAUGAAAUUCAAGAUGCUGUUUCAGCAUUGCCACGUCCUUUGGCAGGUCGAGUUUUUAUGCUUACAGAAGGUUUCUGAUUAGCAUUAUAGCUCAAAAGUAGGUUAACCACUGAUUUUCGUGAAAUUUUGCUUUUCCUUUUGGUGAAAUAUAUUAUUCCCUUUUCCCAAGUCUUGUUGGGAAGAGAAUACAUUUUCUUCAUGUUGACUUAUCUAUGGCCACAAAAACUUUUUUUAAGAUGGUUUUCAUACUAAUUGUAUACAAAUAAGAGUUAUUUUGGAAGUGUUGGCCUAUACGAACUUGAAAGAUAUCCAGAUGGGUUGCUUUUAUAAUUUUGUUUUGAUUGAAGUCAAGUAGCCUUAGCAGAACAUGCUCAAGCUCAGAGGCACCCCAUCCAAUUGUCUUUUAGGGUUUGAGAUUGUCUGCUUCUGUUUAUAUUUUAGCAGUUUGGCCGUCAUUGUCAUUCUUGCCAUAUGCUAUGUUACAUGGACUUGGGUACCGGUGUCGGACGCGGGUAUGUAUCCAUGCGUUGGACGUAUCAAAUCUCUAAAAGAAGGACACACGUACACGACUAAAUAUUCAUUUUAUUAAUUAUUUUAUUUUAUUUUUUAGAAUAAAGUAAUGUUUUUAUUUAAUAUAAUGUUCAAUAUAGUCGUUUAACUCAUUUUAAAGUAAUAAUAUAAUGUAAUUGAAUGAUUGAAUAUACUUUUUAAGUACAUGUCCAACUAAAAGUGUCGGACACAUAUUCCAUACUCAUGUUCGAGGGAUACGUGUUCGACACGGGUACUUCACUAUUUUUAAAGAGUCUGUGUAACAGAGUCCAUAUGAAUGGAGCCGGUUACAUGAAUUCUUUAUCUCGGUUCCUUUCUAUUACCCUCCGUCAUGAUGAGAUUAAUUCAAGGGUCUUAAGAAUUAUAUUUUAAAUUUUCACUUUCUAAAUUGUUUUUCAAUCUAUUCAUACAUUAUUAAAAUCUAUGAUAGAAAAAUCAUUAUAAUUGCGGUUGAACCCUGGAAAAUCUGCUUCCCUAUUUCACCGGAGACCAUUGGAUGGAUGUGUAUUAUAUAUAUAUUGGCAGGUGUAUGUUAUAUAUAAACAAUUGUAGGUGCACAAUUUUGAAACUACAGGGAUAGUCUUUGAACACUUUAGUGUUAUUUGCACACUUUUGAAAACAGAUAGGGGUGCAGUUGAAAACUAUUCCCAAAGUGAGAGUCAGGAAUGGUUUUAGGUGCGGCUUUUCAACAUCAAAGUCUGUCACAAGAAAGACAAAGAAAUGGGUGCUUGUGACUGGAUUCGGUGAUUCAUUGGCCCUGCGACAAGUUUGAACUCCUAAUCUCUUCCCUAUAGAAAGUUGGAGCCUGGUACUGCUAAGCCAUUGGUCUAUUGGUUAUCCCAAUCCAAUGUUGAGAGCCUCCAGGGCAUUCUUCUCGGGACGGGGAUGGGCAGCCAACUGCAUUGAUUUCGGAGUUUCGGCCGGCAAUCACAGCGGUGCGGUGGAAGGAGCUGAACCAUCAAGUCCUCUUGUACAAAAGAAAAUAAAAUAAAAUAAAAUA